Molecule: messenger RNA, 10878 nt
Organism: Pungitius pungitius (ninespine stickleback)
Lineage: Eukaryota; Metazoa; Chordata; Actinopteri; Perciformes; Gasterosteidae
Gene: apc2
Product: APC regulator of WNT signaling pathway 2
Exons: 13
Coding region: 545-8146 (2533 amino acids)
Biological process (GO): cell migration; cell fate specification; positive regulation of protein catabolic process
Cellular component (GO): cytoplasmic microtubule; beta-catenin destruction complex; catenin complex
Molecular function (GO): beta-catenin binding; gamma-catenin binding; microtubule binding
Source: RefSeq, a predicted model, not a curated record
GAGGUCUACAUGGUGAUCAUUUGGAUUCGCUUCGUUGUAUUAUGUGGGUCAUUGCCACUUCCUCCUCCUCCUCACACUGUCCUUCUGAGCAUUCCUCCCCAUCCUCCAUCUUCUCUCCAUCCCUCCUUUUUAUUGAUCAUCCAAUAAGAUGGUUUUAAAAACAAACAGAGGGGCAAACGAGUGAUUGAAGGAAAAGAUGUGAAGAAAAACAGAUUCUUAGGUGGUGCAGAAGAGGAAAAGAGAAAAAAAGAGAUCCACAACAAGAAGGGAGAGACAGAGACAAAGGAAGUGAUGAACAAACAAGAUUAUGAUUAUAGUAGGAAAUUAUUCUAAUUCAGGGGCCUUAAUGUUAAGACACAAUUAAAUCUCUUCGAUCCAAAAGAGAUUGAGUGGAACUGUUUGUGUGUAUGUGUCUGAAAAGUUAAAAUAUCACAUUUUCUCUGUUACAGUUUAACGUGCAAAGUAUAAAUGCACAACAAAAAGGAAACACCCAGACAACAUCCCUGCUAUCUUUAAAUCCACAGGGGCGCUGCAGAGUGUGAAGAUGGCCAACGUUGUGGCUUCUUACGACCAGCUGGCCCACCAGGUGGAGGCACUCCGUAAGGAGAACUCCCACCUGAGGAGGGAGCUGGAGGACAACUCCCACCACCUGUCCAAACUGGAGACCGAGACCACCGGCAUGAAGGAGGUGUUGAAGCAGCUUCAGAGCAAACUGGAGCAGGAGGCAGGUACACUGGCCUCGUCCGGGAGGAGCGACGUGCUGCACCAACUGAAAGAGCUCCACAUGGACCUCACCAACUAUUACGAACUCAAGCAUGAGCCUCACAACCUGAGGCUGUUGAUGGACAGCAUGGGAGGGACGGAGCUCGACGACCGUCUGCCUCUGCCUCCUUCCUCCUGCUCCUCUUCCUCGGCGGUGAGCAGAGCCAGGAGUCCCCUUCGAGGCCCGUCCCGCCUGAGCGCGGCGUCCGGGGGGGAAGCGGCCGCCAUCUUAGUGCCGCACCACUUCCUGGAUGGGGCGCCGCCCAAAACAGCUGUGAUCAGUGGGGCGGAUGGACGAAUGAGCGACCACCACCAGGAGGAGCUGUACAAGGAGAGGAACCUCCUGCUGGGGGAGAUCGACCGGGAGGAGAGGGAGCGCUGCUGGUGCUUCAGCCAGCUGGAGGAGCUGUCUCAGAGACUGGCUCAACUGCCUCGCAUCGACACGUUUUCUCUCCAGAUGGAUAUGAUCAGGAAGCAGCUGGAGUUUGAGGCCCAGCGGGUUCGUUCUGUAAUGGAGGAACGUUUCGGUACCAAUGACGAGAUGGUUCAGAGGACACAGAUGCGCGUUGCUCGUCUGGAGCAGCUGGAGAUAGAGCUGCAGGAGGCCCGAGGGAGUCAAGAGACAGAGCUACAGCUGUCUGGUGCUGAGAAGCCCCCUGCUGGAGAACCAGACAACAGCACGUCAUCAGCGGCAGCAGGAAGCGACGCUCCCACAGACGGAGGCAGCAAGGUGGAGAUGGUGUUCUGGCUGCUCUCCAUGCUCGCUAACAGAGACAAGGAGGAGAUGUCUCGGACCCUGCUGGCGCUGUCCAGCUCUCAGGACAGCUGCAUUGCCAUGAGGAAGUCCGGCUGCGUUCCUCUGCUGGUCCAGAUCCUGCACGAAGCCCCCGUGGGUGGCGGAGGCGCCCCCGGAGAGGCGGCCCUUGCUGGUACGGCGACGGGCUGCAGCAGAGAGGCCAAAUCCAGAGCCAGCGCCGCCCUCCACAACAUCAUCUACUCCCAGCAGGACGAGGGCCAGGCCCGCCGGGAGAUGAGGGUGCUGCACAUGCUGGAGCAGGUCCGGACCUACUGUGACAGCGGCUGGGACUGGAUCGAGAGCCACGCGGGGACGCCGUCUCCUGGGGGAACCAAAACCACCAACAUCCCUGAACCGGUGGAACCUCAGAUCUGCCAGGCCAUGUGCGCCAUCAUGAAGCUUUCUUUUGAAGAGGAGUACCGACGCGCCAUGAAUGAAUUAGGUACCUCACGGCACCUGCUGGUGCUUUGUCUCACUCCCACACCAUCAAUGACACGAUCGGCUCAGAUUGUGUGUUUUCCUCCAGGCGGUCUGCAGGUCGUGGCCGAUCUCAUCCACCUGGACCAGGACAUGUAUGGUAUGCAGAACGACCCCAUCAACAUGGCCCUGCGCCGCUACGCAGGGAUGGCCGUGACCAACCUCACCUUCGGCGACGUCGUCAACAAGGCUACUCUGUGCUCAAAGAAGAGCUGUCUGCAGGCUCUGGUAGCCCAGCUGUCCUCUGACAGUGAGGAGCUUCACCAGGUGGUCUCCAGCAUCCUCAGGAACUUGUCCUGGAGGGCUGAUAUCAGCAGCAAGAGAGUCCUCAGAGACAUCGGCUGCGUUUCUGCACUGAUGACCUGUGCCCUCCAGGCCACCAAGGAGUCUACCUUAAAGAGCCUCCUCAGUGCUCUAUGGAACCUGUCGGCUCACAGCAUCGAAAACAAAGUGGCAAUCUGUUCAGUGGAUGGUGCUCUGGGCUUUCUGGUCAGCACACUAACGUACCGCUGUCAAACCAACUCGCUCGCCAUCAUCGAGAGCGGUGGUGGAAUUCUUCGAAAUGUGUCGAGUCUAGUUGCCACACGGGAAGAUUACAGGCAAAUCCUCAGGGACCACAACUGCCUACAGACUCUGCUGCAGCACCUGCGCUCCCACAGCCUGACUAUAGUGAGCAACGCCUGUGGCACUCUCUGGAACCUUUCUGCCAGAAGUCCAAAAGACCAGGAGCUGCUGUGGGACCUUGGGGCUGUUAGCAUGCUUCGCAACCUUAUCCACUCUAAGCACAAAAUGAUAGCGAUGGGCAGUGCCGCCGCUUUAAGGAAUCUCCUCACUAAUCGACCCCUAAAACACAAGGAUGCUGCAGUCAUAUCCCCUGGCUCCUGUAUGCCCUCACUCUAUAUGAGGAAACAGAAGGCUCUGGAGGCAGAGCUGGACGCCAAACACCUAGCUGAGACUUUUGAUACUCUUGAAAAACAGAGCCCAAAGCACCUCACCAACAAGCCGCUACGACACAUUGAGAGUCUGGCAAAGGAUUACGCAUCUGAUUCUGGUUGUUUUGAUGAUGACGAGGCCCCAAAUGUUUCCGGUAGCCUGGACACUGGGAGCUUGUCUAUGCUGUCAAUGUUUCUUACCAACUCGAACUUCCUUCAAAACCAACCACGUAAGAGAGACACUGACCCUGAAAGAGACGUAGACAUGCCUCAGAUGGUCGAGAAGAGACUUGCUCCCAUUGACGAUGUAUCAGCCGCUGCGGAGAAGCUAGCAAAAAAGAUCACCAACACGGUGGCCAAGAUUGACAGGUUAGUGGAGGACAUCACCAUGCACACAUCCUCUGAAGAUAGUUUUAGCCUUAGCUCUGAAGAUCACUUGGCAGACUGGCCUUGUGGACUGGAUGAACUAAAUGAAGCCCGGGCAAAAUCCUCCUCCCCCUGCCGUCUAUCGGAUACAAGCAGCUUGGCCCACAGAGAACGCCUCAAUAGAGCCCAUGCGCUCUUGCGCCUCAAAAACGCCCAUACAAGUCUAUCAACAGACAGUCUAAACAGUGGAAGCACCAGUGAUGGCUACUGCGGCAGCAAAGACCAGAUACGACCCUCCCCAAAAGCUCUUAUGAUGCAACAACGACCCAACCAGCUUGAUCUAAAGGUGGCUCAUCAAGAUUACCUCAAUGUAAGACCCGCCCUUCUGACAGAGACAAACCAACAAGAUAUUCCAGAGAGAGAUUGUGUGGACAACACAGGUGUUUUAGAUAUUAAGCUCAGCAGCACAGAUGCAGAAAAGAACCAGGAUCAACCUUUACAAACACCUGUCAGUGCAUCAACUAAACUCUCCUCUGAUGUCAGCAUGUCUUCAAUUAAGCUGUCUCCUUCCUACCAGCAGGUCCCACUUAUUCAAAGUGUCGCCAAAUUUGGUGUAGCAAAGACAGCCAUCAAUGUCCAGGCUGCCCAAGCAAUGAGGAGGCAAGCAUGGGUACCUACUGGGAUGACUGUGGGUAGUAUUACAAAAUUUUCUCCAAUGACAUCCAGAAGCCCAACUAUCGGCUCGAUGGAGACGGUGCAGAAAUACUCGGUAGAGAACACCCCUAUUUGUUUCUCCCGCUGCAGUUCACUGUCUUCUCUCUCUUCUGGCGACGGGGCACUGGAUGGACAGAGUGAGAAUGAGCUAGAGAGUGACUCUUCAUUAGAAAUAAUUGAAGUGGAGGAUGGAGAAGAGGUGAAGAGAGCUGAAGAGGAUGAAACCUUGGAGGAUCUGAGUGACAGCCAGCUUUUGAUGACCGAUUCAAAAACCUUCCCCAGCAAAGACACUGAUCCCAUUGAGAUUUCCUGCCCUGCAAAAAGAGAAAAGGUGUUCCUUAGAGGAGCUUCACCUGCCUUACUGGAAGAUAGGUCUCCAUCCAGUUCCUCUGAGAACUACAUUCACGAGACACCUCUGGUAAUGAGUCGCUGUAGCUCAGUCAGCUCACUGGGCAGCUUUGAGGCUUCCUCAAUUGCCAGCUCAAUCCAAAGUGAUCCUUGCAGUGAGAUGAUUGAUGGUACAAUAAGCCCUAGUGAUCUUCCCGACAGCCCAGGUCAAACCAUGCCUCCUAGUCGAAGUAAAACUCCAUGUUGCAUUGAGCCAAAUGGACCAGAGACACAGGCCACUGAAACAGCGGGCCAAUGGGAAAGUAGUCUGCGAACUUUCAUGGAAAUUGCAGACUCCAAAGAUAGGUUUAACCUUCCUCCUGACUUGGACACUAUGAUCUACUUCACUGUGGAAAAGCCCAGUGAGAACUUUUCUUGUGCAUCGAGCUUAAGUGCUCUGCCUCUUCACGAACACUACAUACAAAAAGAUGUGGAGCUGAAAUUGACCCCUCUACUCCAGCAAAAUGAUAAAAAUCUUCCUUUCCCUGAUAACAAUGAGCAAGGAUUUGAGCACGGGGAGAGAUAUAGUGAGAAUUCAGACGAUGACAUAGAAAUCUUAAAGGAAUGCAUCAACUCAGCAAUGCCCUCCAAGUUCCGAAAAGUAAGAUCUUCCCUGAUGACAACCAUUUCUCCUCAUAUUCUCAAUUCUCAGAUCCGGAAACAGAUACAUCUUCCAAUGUACAUGAUGCUUCCGAAUGGCAAAACCCAACUGUGUCCCGGGAGGAGAAUUGUUAUUCCACAAAAGGACUUUAAAUUUGAUGAUUCAUCCUUCACUGAUUCUGCAGAAGGUACACCAGUCAACUUCUCCAGCACAACAUCGCUAAGUGAUGAAACACUUCAGUAUCCAGUAAAAGAGAGGGGUGCUAAAGAUUGCACAGCUAAAGGAAUGAACAAACAGGAAUUGCUCAAUGAUGAAGCAAAGAGGAUUGAAGACUUGAGGAUAUUCUCACACUUCCAUAAACCCAACCGAAUGAACUACCCACCUGAGAUACAAAUGAACCAAACCACUAAACAUAUCGUCCCCACUCAGAGGGUGCUCAUGCAGAGCAAGGAGGUAGCCGACCGAGUAGCAAAGCAAAGAAAUCGUGAUCAGUCUCCUAACCAACAAAAUAAGAGACAAGGUCAAGGGCCAGUCAGGAAAUUGGAUCUGCCCGUCAUUAAGCAAAACACAGAAAGUAAUCGCAAUGUUGGUUCACAAAAAGCUAAAACAGUCUACCGACAAACAACACGUUCUUCAGAGGACAGUAACAGCUUCUACGGGGAAAAGAAUGAAGCACUGAAACGAACAAGUAAAAAGCAAAUAAGGGAAGGAAAUAAAAAUGCACUUUCCCGUAGCAUGACCAGUAUUGGCAAAAUUGACAAUUCACAAGCAAUGACCAGGGGAUUUCACAGGAUAAAACAAAAUCUGAUGAAGGAUGAAUCAUUAGCAUGUUACUCCCUCAGCUCCUCACUUAGUUCACUGAGUGAUGCAGAGUUUGAGGAUCAUAAAUCAAGAGCCCAGCAAAUUUGGUACAAAAACAGACACAACAAAACAUUGAAUAUGAUUAAACAAACAAAGUUUAUGAACAUCCACAGCCAAUAUGAAGAGCCAAGCUCGCCAAGCUCUGUCAGCAUGGAUUCAGAGGAUGAUCUCCUUCAGAAAUGCAUAACCUCUGCCAUGCCAAAGCAGAGGAGGAAGCUUGCCGCAAGGAAGAAAAAAGCAGAAAAUACUCAAAAACAAAAGGCCGCUGAUGUGUGGAACGAGGAAAUGGAUAGUGAUGACACAGCUUGGGAUAAAGAUUCAGACCUCAAUAGUGUUGAAUGGAGAGCAAUACAAGAAGGUGCUAAUUGUGUUGUCACUGAGCUGCAAGCAUCAAAGUCUCAGGAGCCAUCCUCGGAAGAGACUGAAUCUGUCCUGUCCUUCAUGUCAACAUCCAGCUUCACACCUAAGGAAAGGAAGUUUGCAAAAGACAAAAAGGCAAAUAAACCUCUAGACUUUGCACAGCGCAAGCCAGUUCCAAAUUUACCAAUGGUUUUCAGAGGCAGGACAGUGAUCUAUACGCCAAAAAAAGAUACAGCUCCAUCACAAAUACCUCCUCCCAGAAAAACAGAUGCUCCAAAGAAUCCUAACCUGGCUCAGCACCGAUCAAAGAGCCUUCACCGAUUAGGACACCCGCAGGACUUUGAACUGUCCUUGCCAAAGAGGAGCUCUACUCCACCUCCAAGGAUACCAAAAAGUUCAUCCUCUGGAUCAUCGCAAAGUUCUACACCAUCCAAGCAGUCUCAGAAGAAGAUGUUAUCCCCAACUCAGACUAAUAAAUCAAUCCAGAAAAAUAAUUCCUCCCCACCUAGUAGCCCGCCAGCUAGUGGUCCAGUGGAAAGAAAAGGACGCUCUCCUGUUGUGAAUCAUAAUGAAAAGUCACCACCCCCUAAAACUCAAAAGUCACCUGUGCGAAUCCCUUUUAUGCAAAAUACAGUCAGGCCCAGGGCUCUGUCGCCUCUGGUAACUAACCAGACAACCACAAAACAAACCAGUCAGGUCAACGGGAAACGGGUCCCCACUGCCAAUCGAUUUGGACUGGUCAGGAUGACUUCUGUCCAUUCAAGUGGCAGUGAGUCUGAGCGCAAUGGAUUCUUGAGACAGCUGACUUUCAUUAAGGAAUCGCAAACUGUGCUGAGAAGAGAUGGCUCUGCACGAAACAGGCCUGGAUCUCAGAAUGGAUCCCCCCACAAAGCAGUUCCUGGAGCAUCAGCUGUCUUUCUUUGCUCAUCCCGCUGUCAGGAACUUAAGGUAGCUGCGCAGACCCCGAGAAGGGUGCAAGUAAAAAGUCCAAGGCAAACACAGGAAGUCCAGAGGGCAGACCGCGGCGGACAAAAGCACACCACCAACCUCUCACGAGCAACCUCCAGUGAAAGGGACUUGUCUACAAGGCGCCCACACAGGAGAACCAGCUCUGAAAGCCCCUGCAGGGUAGCCGAGCGAAACGCGCAUACAAGAGUGUCCGGAACCAGGCAGCAGCAAGACAAGGACAACUUUAAACGUCACGCCUCAUCACCAAGUAUUAACGUACUGAGCCGAGUGACCAGCCGCUCUUCCCUUCGCUCGUCUUCAUCCGAUUCAAGUGGAAGAGCAAAGAGUGAAGAUGAUACAAAGAAAAAGGGGCACAGGUCUGCAUCACGGCUAAAUGACAGAGUUACAUGGAGGAGGAUCAGGGAUGAAGAUGUGCCUCAGAUUUUGAAAAGCACCCUGCCAGCCAAUGCAUUACCUUUGGCUCCUUCUCCUGACGGUGAGCUGCCAAAGCCACCAGCUCUUCCAGGAAAACUGCCAACCAUUCUACUUGCAUCACGCAAAACAAGUGAUGCAACAGUCCAGACAGAAGAUUUUUCAAAUAACAAGACCAACUCAAGCACCUCUCCAACGGUUGAAACAACUCGGGUGAUCUCAGAGGAAGUUGUACGAUUUACGCAACUCAGAACGAUUGGUGCCAUUUCUGGGAGUAACCUACAAGAUGGAGAAUCCGAGGUGCCACUUAAGAGUCGCAGCACCGCCUCCACUGGUACGUCAGACAGCCACGUGGGUGGAGCUGUCCAUUUCCGCCAAGGGUCCCCCAGCAAGGCUGCCCGAAUCACUCCAUUUAAUUACACCCCAAGCCCCAUUUCUUGUAGCAUGCAAGACCCACAAAGCCAAGAGGCCCCAAUUAACGAAAAGUCAGGAGCCAAAAGUGAGUCGUAGGGAUGUUAGGUAGAUUACUUAACAACACAAAUGACUUUUCUGUGUUCCUGGAUGAAACUCAGCACUGGACAUUUUAGGAGUGUGCUGGUUCCUUUACCUCGGGUACUGACCCCUCACUUUCCCCAUUCACUGCAUUCAAGUUUCGCUUCCUGAACAAUUGACCACAGCUUCCAUAGACCAUUCAUACAGGUUGGAUGUAUGCGUUGAGACAGGUCUGAGAUGAGCAGACCAUCAAUAACUUUUAGAGAUGCACUUCACAGAAAAAACCCACAUGAAACCGAAGUGUAUCUUUUUGUACUUUUUUGUAUUUGUAGAAUAAUCAUUGCCUGGUAGAAAUGUCAUGAAACAUUAAGCAAAAUACAUUUAUCUUGAUUUUAGCACACAACCCACCAUUGGACACAAUUGAUAAAAAAUAUAUAUGUAUUAUGCAAACUUCUGAAGGAAUUCUCAGCUGGGCUUUUCCUUAGAAGGUAAUCUAACUAAAUCAGACUGUUGAAAGAUUCCCAAAGGAUUAAGUCGACAUGUAAAGUAUUUUUUACAUACACGUAUGUGCAUCAAAGCUCCUGGCCUUCAUCAACUGAGUAUGACCUUCCCUGUUCCACCAAGAGCCCUGGAGGGUUGGGGUUACUUUUUUUGAUAAAACAUUUCUUCAAAUUAAUUCUGUAAUCAGCUUAAUUCCAUUUAACUUGUGCAUUAGGCAAUUGUGAUCAUAGACUAGGUUGAAUAUGUAUUACAGGUCGACCCGAUGAAAAUCUUUAAAUCUUGAACUUUAAAACAAAAAUAUACUUUUGGGACAACUGAUGAAAAACAAACAGGAGUUUGUUAAUCUGACUUGAGAACCAGGAUUAAUUUGAGGAUAUGAUUUAUGAAUAGUUUCCACCACAACACCUACUAGACUAUAGUUCCAUCACUGAUACAGAACGUGUUUUUCCCAACUAUCAGCUUAUUCUAGAAAACUUCAACCUGCUUCUGUACUCUGUCUUUCUGAGUAUUGUAAAUAAUAUGCAGAUAUACAAAAUCAUCAAGCUUCCUGGUGGGCAAAGGAAGCUGUGUUGCUCCCGGACAGCAUGCUAAUAUAACCACUGACUGUAAACACACCUGUCAACGUUGUGGACAAUGUUAUUCAGAGGUAAAACCCUUUCUAAAGCCUGACAAGAGCAUUACUAGCCAUCUGUAUUCAAGUGCCACAAAACCUAUAAUGCUAUAAACUGUCAAUGUAGAUGAACAAAGUGACUACAUACCUCUGUCCAUCCAAUGUGGUGACAUAUUUGUUUGCUACUAGAUUCAGGCACUGUUUCCUGUUGAGUAUUUCCUGUCAAAAAGCAAAAAGAUAAUCAGUGAUGGUGGGGCUUGGUGGGGAUGAACUAAGACUAAAGUCUUAACGUGUUAAUAUCUGCUUUACUGUGUUGCUGUAAAAGUAGUAAAAGAGAAGAAGUCAAGUAUAAAGUUGAUGAAAAUUCUCUGUAGUUAUAACAUCGCUCCUCCCUUGGCGCUGGGAGAGUGAACACAGCAGUUUGCUGCACAGAGCGAACAUUCAUCUACAUUGGGCUGUUUAUUCAUAAAAACAUGGUUUUGUUUUUAACCAUAUUUUAGAAGCAUUUUUGAGAAUAAUUAAAGCCCAAGUACAUUUUGAAUGCAAACCUUUCAAUUCUCACUGGUGAUUUUAAGGUGCAUCUUCUCAGUAUCAAACCCUCACCUGAGUAUGGGGGUUGGAAAAAGGUUUCGAAGUUGGUAAAGGAUGUUCAGAAAUAAUUAUUUCAUCCGUAAUUAUUUAUAUUUAUUAUUAAAAGCUUUGCGUUAAUUUUCUAGUUUGAAAUUCAAUUUUGACCAUUGUAUUUGGACAAUUGAUCCGAGACAUGCUCAGCUUCAUUCAUAGCUAACAAAAAGGUUGAGAAAAAUAUUUGAAAUCAUUCAGUUUGUAAAGGUUUUGAACUAAAUGUUCACCUGAAAACUGUCAUUACUGCACUUGCACAAAAUGUUUCUUUUGUUGAGAAACUAUGGUAUUUCAUAUGUCAUUUUGUCAAGGGUAGGUAAUCAAUCAAUUGUACCAGUGAGAGGAACAGAAUAAAACGCUUUUGUUCUGGAGGACAACAGACGUAGCCAUGGGAGUCACCUCAAAUAGUGGAGGAAUUAUUCAGUUUACUACUUUAAAUUACUUUUGAACAUAUUUUCACAAAGUCAAACCUUUAUGCUGUUUGUUUGGGUGACCUUUGAGCUUGAAAUGGGGAUGUUGGGUGGAGAAUCACAUAAGCAGACCCUGAAAGGACAUUUAGGACAAAAUGAUGUGAAUGAGAGACGGGCGGUUUGUCUCCAUGUUAAAAAGCCAUUAGUGAGCACUGAAGUUUGUUCGUCAUUACUGUCUGCUGCCUUGUUCGUGUCUGACUGGACAAUUUAGAGAAGUUUCUUCCCAAAUGGAUGCUGACUUGGAAAUUGCGUAUUCCAAUUCAGAAACUAAAUAUUUAAAUAUUCUAGAUGGUUACAACUAACCAAAAUGUGACUGAAUCAAUUGUCCUGGAAAUUAGAGGAAUUAUCAGAGAACUGUGGCGCCUUUCGUUGAAUGGACACAAGUCACCGAGGCGUCACCUGAUCAUCAUGGCGGCGAGCUCGCAGCCUGUCGUGCAUGAACAAGGUCACAGAUGAGUUAUGGUGCCAUGUGAUAUAGGCAAAGCAACAGCAGUGUGUCAUAAAUGUUUUCAUCCAAUAAACAAAGUGAUGUGUUUCAUGAAACCAUA